Hibiscus syriacus is the source of this 555-nucleotide messenger RNA. Its product is annotated as dormancy-associated protein 2-like. The record is from RefSeq and is a predicted model, not a curated record. The transcript is spliced from 3 exons. Lineage: Eukaryota; Viridiplantae; Streptophyta; Magnoliopsida; Malvales; Malvaceae. The coding region runs from base 1 to 555 and encodes 184 amino acids.
AUGGCGUGUAUGGAUAUUGGUUUUGCAGGUGAGGUGGCUACUGAAACAACUGACGCUGAACUUGGAGAUGACAAGAGGUACGGUUAUGUUGGACGUGUAAGUUACGGUGGUGGACGUGGAGGAUAUGGUGGACAUGGAGGUUACGAGGCGGCUGAGAUGAACAAUGAAGAAGUUUCCUUCUCCUUGCUCUUAUUUAUAUCAGCCGUUGUUCUUCUCAUUGCUUCGGAAGUGGCAGCUCAAACUACCACUGAAAUGGACAACGGUGAUGUGGCUACUGAAACAACUGACGCUGAGCUUGGAGAUGACAAGAGGUACGGUUACGGUGGACAUGGAAGUUACAGUGGUGGACGUGGAAGUAACGGUGGUGGCCAUGGAGGGUACAAAGGUGGACAUGGAGGGUACAAAGGUGGACAUGGAGGGUACAAAGGUGGACAUGGAGGGUACAAAGGUGGACAUGGAGGGUACAAAGGUGGACAUGGAGGAUACAAAGUUGGCCAUGGAGGGUACAAAGGUGGAGAGCAGAACGAGGCUGCUGUGAUGAACAACGAAGAUUGA